AUGGAAACCAGUUCUUCGAACUCACUUGUCAAACAUGAGGCAUAUGAUGGCAGAGGUGUUGCAUACGGUGAUAAUGGACUUAACGGAAAUUUCAAUUAUCCGCCCUUUUCUGUGAAUAUUUCUCAUUUUUAUGGAUCAUCCGGUACCUCACAAAGUCGCCAAAUAGCCUCUAAUAAAGUUUCUGGUUCUAGCUCUAACUCUCCUCAGGAAAACCUCGUUGACGCAAUGGAUCCCUGCCAAAGCGUCUCUUCACUUCAUACGCAGUACGCAAAUCCCUCACCUAUUUUCACACACUCUGGUCAGAUACAACACCCUCAACUUCCCUACGCAUCUGGAUAUCAAUCGCCUGUCCCUAAUUUUCAAAAUUCUCUUUAUCACAGAAAUUGUCCACCUCCUCAUUUUAACCCUCAUAAUUUUCAUACUUACCAAAAUCCUCAGGGACUUGUACAAAAUGUUCAUCUGCAACAACAUCCCCAGCACGUUCACGCAUCCGCGACAUUAUCCCAUUUAACAGCACAUCAAUCAUCAGAGAUACUUGCGCAAUCGUUUGGACAGCCUCGUUCUGUGCACCAAAAUGAACGUGCUCUCUCUUUAUACGCUGAGAUGCAUCAUGCGGGCCUACAACCUCUUCACGUCGCCACCUCCCUUCAUCGCGUUGGAUCGGGCAAUAUGGCCUCUGAUGUUUCUAGCAGAAAUGAUGCAUUAUCUCAUGGAAUCGGAAAGUUAUCACCUAGGGAUGAAUCUCCAUGUGGAAGUAUGCCCGGCAGUAGCGCAGGAAGGCCUGCGAUUGCCUCCCCUUCGAGUGGAGGUAAUUCCGGAAGUGUUUCCCUGGAAGCUACUGGCCCAUCUUCUAGAAUAGAGGGUGGGUCCGAGGUUUCUGUCGCAGACAGCAAUUCAAAUGUUGGCUCAAUCAAAGCAACUUUCACGCCCUGUAAAGUCUGCGGUGAUAAGGCUAGUGGUUACCACUACGGUGUCAUUUCCUGUGAAGGAUGCAAGGUUCCUAACCUUCCUGAGUUUACAAUUAUUAACAAACUUCGUUAA
Molecule: messenger RNA, 1041 nt
Organism: Protopolystoma xenopodis
Lineage: Eukaryota; Metazoa; Platyhelminthes; Monogenea; Polystomatidea; Polystomatidae
Source: the annotation of a GenBank genome assembly